Molecule: messenger RNA, 3020 nt
Organism: Pyricularia oryzae 70-15
Lineage: Eukaryota; Fungi; Ascomycota; Sordariomycetes; Magnaporthales; Pyriculariaceae
Exons: 1
Coding region: 105-2657 (850 amino acids)
Source: RefSeq, a predicted model, not a curated record
GUCAUAAUCUUCCUCAUUCUGCACAGGAAGGACUGAUGCUUUUUUAGAACGGUUCUUUGCUCAGAUGUUUCCACGAUUCUGGUCGUGAUAACUGCUUCAGUAAGAUGAGUCGCUGGCAUGAGGACUGGUGCGUCGCACACAAGGUUGUAGUUGCGCAACCUGACGCGACGCCCUACUGCGAUAACUGCCGCAAAUCGCCCGAUGUCGAGACGCUGAGGGCCAGCAUCGCAGCGUCACACGCGAUCGCUGAACCUCCUCCGGAUGAGCCGCCGGGACAAUUGAAUCUCUUCUGGCCACCUACAGUUCCGUACAGAAAGCCACUCUGUAAAGAUGGCGAGAGAGUUGUUCCAAGACUGGACGGCCCGAUCGCGAGCGGCACAAGUUCAGUCGCUGCAGGACAGGGCCUCGGCAAUGACAUCGCCGUGAGGCCCUUCUCGUCAGGCUAUAAAAGGCCACUCGAAGCCGACGAAUUCCGCCUCUUGAUCAUCGAGCCGGCCGCCAACGAGGACGAUCCAGUGCACGUCACUCUUGAGAUAUAUCACGACGAUGACUGUCCCGAAUACGAGACUGUUUCGUAUACAUGGGGUGGCGAAGAAGACGACGCAACCCUUUGCCGGCCCGUCUACUUUGGGCCGGGCUGGGACAUCAUCUUCCAGACCAGGAACUGCCACGCCAUGCUCUGCCACCUCCGACCAAAGCGCGGCCUCAGACUGCUCUGGGUCGACGCCCUCUGCAUCAACCAAGGCGAUGUCCAAGAGAGAGGUGUGCAGGUUGCAAAGAUGGGUAGUAUUUAUGGCAGCUCACGUCGGGUAGUUGUCUUUCUCGGUCCCGAGAUCAUCACCCCGCUCGCCCCUGGGACGAGAUACCCUGCUCGGCGUGGCCUCGAAGAGCUGGCGCACAACAGGGUCGAGAGCGACGGCACGGGGCUUCGCUCUGUCCUCGAGCGGAGGUAUUUCGGCCGGAUCUGGAUAUUGCAAGAGCUGCUGCUACCACGAGAACUACUCAUGCGAGUGUGGGACAAGGACUACGUUGCCAACUGUCGCUUGUCUUCACUGAUCCAAGAGCAAAACCCAGGUUGGGAGUGGGGUAAUACGUGCGCUCCGUGGCUGGGCAGGAUCUCUCAGGGUCGAGAGUCUGAUGCAGCCACGCAUCUCCUGAGGCUCGCGGCAGGGUGCGCGGCGUCUGACCCGCGGGAUCUAGUCUUUGGGCUCCUUGGUUUGCUCCCGAUCAAGUGGGCGCUCGAAGCCGACUAUUCCCUCAGCGCCAGGCACGUCCACAUUGGGUUUCUGGCCCACUGCCUCUUAAAGUGCAGAGACGAAGGAGUCUUUCAGUUUGCGGGACGGCGGGAUCUGACGUCACUGCCUUCUUGGACUCACCCGAUCGGUACAGGCAGCCGGGAGGCCGAGUGGCUCAGGAUGAUACCAAAGCGCCCGAGGAAAGGUGUACCGUUGGGGUUUAGCUCCGACAGUAGUGAUGAUGACGACGAUGAUGACGAAGAUAAUGACUAUGAGGGAAUCGAGAGGAAUCAAGCUGGCGAUGAAACUUUUUACCAUUCUUUGCAAGGGGACAAUUUGAAGAUUCCCACGGACCUUGCCUGGUGGAAUUCGGCCAAAGUAGAUUGUAUGGAUGGCUCCUUGACCAUAAAGCUGGUCCAUUUCAUGCCCAUCUUGACCCAACCGAAUGUGUCCGUCAGGGAUGCCGGCUUCACAUUUUACACUUUUGCGCCUCCUGGCGGUCAUGAGCUGCGACUUGGUGUGACUUCUGACCACGAUUUCACCGAGUACUACUACGAAAGCGAGGAUGAAGAAGAAAGGCCUUGGCUACUUUUCAAAGGAAUCAGAUUGGUGCAUCAGAGAGCAGCUGAUGACCCGGCCCUAGACUGGAUUCCAGGCCGGGAUCAUAUAUUUGUUCCCCGCACGGAGAGCUCGCGGCUAAUUCCCUUGGUCCUCAGAGAGAUGCCACACCACCCCCGAGGCUACCGUCUGGUUUUUUGCAGUCAUAGGCUGGAUCUAAUGUUCCGUUUCGACAACCGCAGCUCGGCCAGGGCCUUUAGAUUCAGCGAGGUGUUUGGGCUGCUGAGUGAGACAGUCUAUGAUAGGUUGCAGCUCAUCCAAAGGGUCAAGGAGAGCAACAUCAUUCUAUCCCGUCAAGUCUCCACCAGUUGGUUGAAAGGAGCAUCGGGCUUGUUUUUCGAUUCUCUAGAGGGCCACGAAAAAUGUGUGGCCAAGCUGCGGAGAGACUUGGUCCCGAAGCCGCCCCCUAUGCCCCCUGGCCUCGAUCUCGCGCCAGACAGCUUCCAACACGGUAAAGCCCUAGACUCUCCUAUCAUGGGCGCCUGCAGUCCGGACAGACCGGACGGGCCCCUAGUGUCAAAUAUGACCAACCUGCCAGUCUCAGGCCUGGGUUACAUGUGGAAGCGGGCUUGGCAGACUUAUAGGGGCAUCAAGUCAACGUCGCGCAGUCCAAAAGAGUACUUGCGCCGCCUGCGAAGCAGACACACGUUGAUCGCUACAGAAGAGCUGCGCUUCUGCCCCUAUGAGUUUUAUGAAGGGAGCUGGACUCCGCCCCAGGAUGUUCCUGCCGCGCCAGACUGGCCAGAGAACGUCGUGGAUGCUUAUCGUAUUGAUGGCGGUGUGUACGAGGUGACCAUAUUUUGAUUUUGGGGUUUUUUGUGGCAUGGGAUUUGUGAUUUUUAUCAUUGUGCUUCCUAUGUACCUUGCCUAACCUCCCCACCUAUAUUUCCCAACUGCUUGGAAAGGACCUGAAACCCCAUGGAUACGUAGGAGAUGAAGUCUUGAACCCAAAACAAAAAGAAAGCAGAAUCUUUGACGAGAAAAGGAAACGGGAAAAAUGUCAUAAACUCUCCAUCGCCACAAAAUGUCCAGACGGCGGACAUGCCACUGCCAGCAGUCUAAAAAAAUGCACAAAAAGCCAUCAGCAACAACAAGAUCCCAAGCCCCCCCUAACACCAAGUAUCCCAUCUCCCUAAAAAACGAGUCAUCAUAAAUCAUCAAGGCCUG